Molecule: messenger RNA, 1101 nt
Organism: Mangifera indica (mango)
Lineage: Eukaryota; Viridiplantae; Streptophyta; Magnoliopsida; Sapindales; Anacardiaceae
Product: histidine-containing phosphotransfer protein 1-like
Exons: 6
Coding region: 256-711 (151 amino acids)
Biological process (GO): phosphorelay signal transduction system; cytokinin-activated signaling pathway; phosphorylation
Cellular component (GO): nucleus; cytoplasm
Molecular function (GO): histidine phosphotransfer kinase activity; protein histidine kinase binding
Source: RefSeq, a predicted model, not a curated record
UCAAAGUUCUCAACUUGUUUCUUAAGUGAUGCGUUAGAAGAAGCUGAAGAAGGGAAAACAACAAAGAGAGUUACUUCACACACAACUUCAAGGACUACAAAGGAUCUGUCCCUCCUCUCACUAUAUAAUUCAUCAAAUCCAGUUGUUUGUUUUUCUCUUUCUAACCAAGAAGAAGAUUUUAUAGUUUCACUUCUUCUGCACAUCAUAGAAAUCUAUUUUCAAGCAAGUUGAUAGUACUCAAGACAACUAGAAUUCAUGGAAACUAUUCCUCAGUUGCAGAAGAAGUUAAUUGAUUACCAAACCUCUUUGUUCAAUGAGGGAAUUCUGGACGCUCAGUUUAACCAGCUUAAGGAAUUGCAAGAUGAAAACAAUCCAGAUUUUGUAGUUGAAGUGGUGACUCUUUUCUUUCAGGAUACUGAGAGGCUGCUUACUGAGUUGGCCCAGAUUUUAGAUCAGCAGAUCAUAGAUUUCAAUAGGUUGGAUGCUUAUGUUCAUCAGCUGAAAGGCAGCAGCUCCAGCAUUGGAGCUCAGAGAGUUCAAACAGUUUGUAUUCUCUUCCGCCAGUAUUGUCAAGAGAAGAACAUUGGAGAGUGUCUGAAAUGUCUGCAACAAUUAAAGCAAGAGUAUUACUCUGUGAAAAACAAGCUUGAAACUCUCUUUAAGCUCGAGAAACAAGUCCAGGAAGCUGGUGGGACGAUUCGUGUGCAAUGAAAUGCAGCAAAUUUAUGAUCAAUCUGCAGACAAAAUUAGAUAAGCUAGAGAUCAGUAUGGAUCAGUUGGGUAUGUAGAGAAGUACUAUUAUCUGUCUUUCUUUGUUGUUAUUGAGUCAAUUUAGUUCAUGUCAGCAAGAUUUAAGCUACCGGAGAGGGUUAAUCAGCUUUCCAUCUUAAUAAACUGAGCUUGCAUAAUAUCAUCUAAUGUAUCACCAGUGAAGAUCAAUAAUGUCAAUAAAUUAACCCCUCCAUUAUCUAUAAUAUUUGGCCAUGUCCCCAUCUGGGUCAACUAAGUUUAGGAACCAUGUAUAGUGUAUUGUACAUUUGUAUGAAACUCUUGCUUCAAGGAACAAAAUGAAUGCACCACCCAGGUAAAAACUUGAAGCCA